AUGUCAUUAUGGAGGCCUAUUAAACCUUUAUACUGUGGCCAUAUUCCUACUGUCGCGGAAGGUUUCAUCGCAAAGGCAAUGGCAUUUGAGAACACAGCCGGAGCAAACAAACACCAAGCAGUAGCACUUCGCGUGCAAGGCGAUAAAUCAGCUUUCUUCGAUUGUGCCAUACGAGGUUACCAAGACACAUUGUACGCACACGCCCACCGUCAAUUCUACAGAAACUGCGAAAUUUCAGGCACAGUGGAUUUCAUUUUCGGCUAUGCAUCAACAGUAAUACAGAACUCAAAGAUAGUAGUGCGAAAACCCGAGGCAAAUCAACAAAACAUAAUUGUAGCUGAUGGAACAGUCCAAAAGAACAUGCCAACAGGAGUAGUACUUCAGAAUUGUGAAAUCAUGCCAGAGCCAGCACUACAACCUGAUAGAUUGAAGGUUCGAUCGUUUUUAGCAAGACCAUGGAAGGCAUAUUCUAGGGCAAUAUUUAUGGAAAAUACCAUUGGUGAUUUAAUUCAACCAGAUGGAUUUCUUCCUUGGGCAGGGACUCAAUUCCUUGAUACAUGUUUCUUUGCUGAGUAUGCUAACACUGGACCAGGUUCAAAUGUUCAAGCAAGAGUUAAGUGGGGAAAGGGUGUUCUUAGCAAAGCUGAUGCAACUAAAUAUACUGCUGCUCAAUGGAUUGAAGGUGGUGUAUGGUUGCCUGCCACUGGUAUACCCUUUGAUCUUGGAUUCACUAAAGGUUGA
Molecule: messenger RNA, 741 nt
Organism: Medicago truncatula (barrel medic)
Lineage: Eukaryota; Viridiplantae; Streptophyta; Magnoliopsida; Fabales; Fabaceae
Product: probable pectinesterase/pectinesterase inhibitor 58
Exons: 2
Coding region: 1-741 (246 amino acids)
Biological process (GO): cell wall modification
Molecular function (GO): pectinesterase activity
Source: RefSeq, a predicted model, not a curated record